Tarenaya hassleriana is the source of this 1820-nucleotide messenger RNA. Its product is annotated as E3 ubiquitin-protein ligase RGLG2. The record is from RefSeq and is a predicted model, not a curated record. NCBI's taxonomy places the organism in Eukaryota, Viridiplantae, Streptophyta, Magnoliopsida, Brassicales, Cleomaceae.
GUCUUGAAAAAAAACAAAUUCACGAUCUGACAUAUAUAGAUGAAUCUGUAAAAGCUGUUCUUGUCGUGUUUCUGUGGGGUUUACAUAUGCUCGAGUUCUUGCAGGCGGUGCUGUUGUUCAUCUUGUUCUGGCUCUUGUUGUCCGUGAUGGGGAGCAGCGGUUCGAAACGCGCGACCGGGGAUCGGCGUUAUUCUGCAAGCGCGUCUGCAAACGCGUCUUCUUCUGCGUGGGGGCCGCAAUAUUACCAGCAGAGUCCCUUCCGCAGCACGCCGCAGAACCCGUACUCAACUCCUCGUUCCCCUUACACUCCUUCGCGGCAGACGCAGACGCAGUCGCGGACGCAAUCGCAGUCGCGGAAGCAGUUUGAGAGGAAGUACUCGCGGAUCGCUGAUAACUACCGUUCCCUUGAUGAGGUUACCGUUGCUCUUUUGCAAGCGGGAUUGGAGUCCUCGAAUCUGAUCGUCGGUAUCGAUUUCACGAAGAGCAACGAGUGGACAGGGGCAAGAUCAUUCAACAGGAAAAGCUUGCAUCACAUUGGAUCCACUCCAAACCCUUACGAGCAGGCGAUUUCCAUAAUCGGAAAGACGUUAUCUGCUUUUGACGAAGAUAACUUGAUCCCGUGUUACGGGUUCGGAGAUGCUACGACACAUGAUCAAGAUGUAUUUAGUUUCUAUCCCGAAGAUAAAUUCUGUAACGGGUUUGAAGAAGUCCUCGUCCGUUACAGAGAGAUCGUUCCCCAGCUCCGGCUUGCAGGACCGACGUCUUUUGCGCCUAUCAUCGAAAGGGCCAUCACCAUUGUCGAAGAAAGUGGCGGCCAGUACCAUGUUCUUGUCAUAAUCGCCGAUGGACAGGUAACAAGAAGUGUCGAUACAGCGAACGGUCGGCUCAGUCCACAAGAGCAGCAGACCAUUGAUGCCAUUGUUAGGGCAAGUGGAUAUCCUUUGUCGAUAGUUCUUGUCGGGGUUGGAGACGGUCCGUGGGAUACCAUGAGACAGUUUGAUGACAACAUCCCGGAACGUUCCUUCGACAAUUUCCAGUUUGUGAAUUUCACCGAGAUCAUGUCAAAGGGCGUCGAUCCAACGAGAAAGGAGGCUGAAUUCGCUCUCUCGGCUUUGAUGGAGAUACCGUCGCAGUACAAAGCCACCCUCGAGCUAGGCUUACUCGGGCGAAGAACCGGGAGUUAUCCAAACCGGAUCGCUCUUCUUCCGCCGCCUAUUAGCAUCACCCCGUCUUUAAGCAACGGUUCGAGAAAUUCCCGGGUAAGCAGCUUUCAGAACAGGACGCCGCAUAAUGCUUAUGGAUAUGAUACCGGCGUUGCCACGGCCCCGCCUUCAACCUCAAACAACGAUACACAGGUGUGUCCGGUUUGUUUUGGCAAUCAAAAGAACAUGGCCUUCAACUGUGGUCAUCAGACUUGCUGUGAGUGCGGAGAAGACCUGCGUACAUGCCCCAUCUGCAGGAGCUCGAUCUCGAUCCGUAUAAAGCUCUAUUAAGAAUGGUUUUGAAACGGCCGGGCUCCGAAAAUGGUGGCCAGAACAUUGAGCUCUGAUGCCGUAUUUCUGUUCUCGAAGGGGAAAAUAAGAGUAGAAUGGUCUCUGGGAUCAAUCUCCAAGCCUCAAGUGAUGAUGGAACCCGUACGUUUAACGGUUUUAUGCUUCGCUCGUUCCUUUUCUGUAAAUAGUCGCUUUCGUAUCCGUCUACGUUGUAAGAUCCUGCGAGUUAGGAUAAACUUCUUGGAUUUCGAUUCGGGUUUGGUUAUUUUUGUUUCAAAUAGCUAUAACCAUGCCGUUUUAUAUUUAUAUUCGGUUUGGAUUUGGUUC